This is a messenger RNA of Neohortaea acidophila, 513 nucleotides long. RefSeq lists its product as uncharacterized. The transcript has a single exon. Gene Ontology annotation, molecular function: protein tyrosine phosphatase activity. Bases 1 to 513 code for a protein of 170 amino acids. Lineage: Eukaryota; Fungi; Ascomycota; Dothideomycetes; Mycosphaerellales; Teratosphaeriaceae. The record is from RefSeq and is a predicted model, not a curated record. Gene Ontology annotation, cellular component: cytoplasm; nucleus.
AUGUCCUCCACCGACCAGCCCUGGCAUGCCUCCUUCCCAGCCUCAACUCUCGUCCCGGAAUCCCUGCCCGCAAACAAAGCCUACACAAUCCUCUCCAUGAAAAUCGCCAGCAUGCUCAUCAUCGACGUGCGGCGCACCGACUACGAAGGCGGCAGCAUCCGCGGCAGCCUCAACAUCCCCGCGCAGGGCUUCUGGUGGAACCGCGGCAUGCUGUACGAGCUCGCGUACAAAGCCGACAUGCAGUGGGUGGUGUUUACUUGCAAUUCGUGCUCGCCGGGCGGGCGGGGCCCGCGGUGCGCGGCGUGGUUUCUGGAGUUUGUGAGGGGUGUUGCUGGGGAUGAGGAUAUGCAGGUUAUGGCGCUUGAGGGGGGGAUGAGGGGGUGGGUGAAGGGUGGGGAGCAAUUUACGGGGUUGAUGGAUGGGUUCAAGGCGGAGUAUUGGGAGGAAAUGUUUGCUAAGGAGGGGAAGAAGGCGGAGCAGAGUGGUGCGGCUGUUGAGAUUGGCAAGGUCUAG